Molecule: messenger RNA, 969 nt
Organism: Bactrocera dorsalis (oriental fruit fly)
Lineage: Eukaryota; Metazoa; Arthropoda; Insecta; Diptera; Tephritidae
Exons: 1
Coding region: 1-969 (322 amino acids)
Biological process (GO): DNA integration
Molecular function (GO): nucleic acid binding
Source: RefSeq, a predicted model, not a curated record
AUGGCCGACUUGCCUAAGGAACGCAUCCAUGCAUCACGGCCCUUUAUCGUUACGGGCAUAGACUACUGUGGACCAUUUUAUUUCAAACCCGAAACGCGUAAAAAAGCACCUCAAAAAUGCUAUGUUAGCGUAUUCAUUUGCUUCGCCACAAAAGCCGUGUGGAUGGAACUGGUGAAAGAUCUUUCAACAGGCUCGUUUCUUGAUGCACUUAAGCGCUUUAUAGCAACUCGUGGCAUACCAAGUUGCAUUUGGUCAGACAAUGCUACAAAUUUUGUUGGCGCCAAGAACGAGCUGAAGGAUUUACGCGAGCUAUUUCUUAGUGAAAAUCAUCGCAACCAAGUUCACGCUUACUGCCUUAAUAAUGGGAUAGAUUGGCGUUUUAUACCUCCUCGAUCACCACAUUUUGGUGGUCUGUGGGAGGCAGCAGUAAAAAUGGCAAAAAAGCACUUCUAUCGCUCCGUUGGUUCAUCGCUUCUUGGUUUUGAAGAAUUACGCACCUUAGUAUGUCAAAUCUCAGCAGUAAUUAAUUCAAGACCUCUUGUACCACUUUCAGAAAAUCCAGAAGAUCUUGAUGUACUGACGCCCGGACAUUUUCUUAUUGGUGGUCCUCUUAUCGCUAUUCCUGAGCCGAACCUCACGCAUCUAAACUGCAAUCGUUUAGAUCGCUGGCAGCAGGUUACCUACAUACAACAAAUAUUUUGGAAGCGAUGGAGUGAAGAAUAUCUCACUAUUCUACAACAACGAGCGAAGUGGCGUAAACCACACCCAAACAUUGCAGUCAAUGACAUCGUAUGCAUCAAAGACGAAAAUUCAGCACCUCUUAAAUGGCCCUUGGGUCGUGUUACAGAAGUUGUCACUGGAACAGACGGGGUCGCAAGAGUAGCCGUUCUUCGUACGUCUACCGGCAUGAUGCGUCGAGCUAUCAACAAACUGUGCGUUUUACCUGUCAAUGAUUCUUUUGAAAGUUAG